Messenger RNA from Amborella trichopoda, 2741 nucleotides. NCBI's taxonomy places the organism in Eukaryota, Viridiplantae, Streptophyta, Magnoliopsida, Amborellales, Amborellaceae. The record is from RefSeq and is a predicted model, not a curated record.
ACACGAGACAAGUGAAAAUAAGAGAGAGAGAGAGAGAGAGAGAGAGAGAGAGCAGCCUUAUAAAUGAAACUGAGGCCUUCUCUCCACAUACAUUUCCACUCCUGAGCUCAAGCCAGAGCCAUCUCUCUCUCGCUGUAGCAUCUAGCUACAGUAUCUGUGCUCCAAAAUGGCACCCAACUUUUCAUAUCAAAGUUCUGGGAACAUUCACAGAGCCGAGGAAGAAGAUGGCGCAGUACAAGAGAGAAUUAAGGUCAACACUACAUACCUCAACGCAUUCUCACUCUUCCUCUUCGUUCUUCUUCUCUCCUUCAUCUUCUACCGUUUCUCUACCUUAUCUGUCCACAAAGGACUAAACCAUGUCAUUUGGACCCUCGCACUUGCCUGUGAGACUUGCUUUGCUUGUCUGUGGAUUUUAUCAAUGAACAUAAGGUGGAGGAUGGUCGAGUAUCGAACGUACCCCAACAGGCUCUUGAAAAGGUUGAAGUCAGAAUCAGAACUACCAGCAGUGGACAUGUUCGUGACGACGGCCGACGCUCUGAAGGAGCCUCCAAUCCUCACAGUAAACACAGUCCUAUCUCUCCUUGCGGUGGACUACCCUUUGAACAAGCUUGCGUGCUAUGUCUCCGACGAAGGAGCUUCGCCCCUCACUUUUUAUGCUCUUACAGAGGCCGCGGAGUACGUGAGACUAUGGGUACCGUUUUGCAAGAAGCAUGGUGUGGGUGUCAGAGCCCCCUUCAUAUAUUUCUCAGAGACAUCUCAUAACUGCGACAGUUUCACCUCAGAAUUUCUAACAGAAUGGAAGAAAAUGAAGAGUGAAUACGAUGAACUUAGCAGAAGAAUCAACGAGGCAGUUACCAGCAAGUCGGUGCCAUAUCCAAAUAUGAAUGAGGAAUUUGCUGCUUUCUCUCGGAUUGAAGGCGGAGACCAUCCGAGCAUCAUAAAGGUGAUUGUAGAGAAUAGGGAAAGAAGCAGUGGUGGAUUAGCACAUGUAAUUUAUGUGUCAAGGGAGAAGCGUCCAAAGCAUCCACAUCACUACAAGGCAGGCGCCAUGAAUGUUUUGACACGAGUGUCGGCAGUGAUGACAAAUGCCCCUAUCAUCAUGAACGUGGACUGCGACAUGUUUGUGAACAACCCCACUUGUUUUUAUGAAGCAAUGUGCCUUCUAUUGGGGUUCAAAAGUGAGAGAGAGUCCGCCUUUGUUCAAUUUCCCCAAGUGUUCUAUGGAGGCCUCAAGGAUGACCCGUUUGGAAACCAACUGAAAGUCCUCUUCAGUGUUGUAAUGGCUGGUGUUUCAGGGAUAAAAGGGCCUCCUUAUUCAGGAACAGGAUGCUUUCAUAGAAGAAAAGCCAUCUACGGUUUUCCACCAGACGAUUCAAAAGGAAAAUGUUUGGAGUUCUUCGAUGGCAUACAACCCCAUGUAUAUCUUGACUGCAAUUUGAAGUAUGGUCUGCCGUUUUCAGGAUCAAAUGAAGCCAAUAUGGAGGAAUUGAUAAAUAGAUUUGGGUACUGUGAGGAGCUCUUAAGGUCAAUAUUAGGUAUUCAUUUGGACAAGGCUGGGGACACUCUUAGCUUUGAGAGGAAGGUAGAGGUUGCACACAUUGUGGCUGGUUGCAAAUAUGAGAACAAUACCUACUGGGGACACCAGGUAGGAUGGGUUUAUGUAUCUUGUACAGAAGACUUGAUCCUAUCUCUAAAACUUUUUGCCGCGGGAUGGAGGUCAGUAUAUUGCACACCAAAACCACCAGCCUUUCUUGGGUGUGCACCCUGUAGUGGUCCUGAGACCCUACUUCAGCAAAGAAGGUGGGCAGCAGGCCUCUUGGAGGUGGUUGUGGGAAGGCAUAGCCCACUCUUGUCCGCCAUAACAAAGAUGCUUAAGAUAAGGCAAUGCUUGGCUUUUCUUAACUUAUGGGCCUUGCGUCCCAUCCCUGAGAUUUGCUACUCCAUUCUUCCUGCUAUUUCACUUCUUACUAACGCCCACUUCUUGCCCAAGUUUCAUGAGCCAAUAGUGCUGAUUCCUAUCUCACUCUUCUUGCUGUUCAACUUCUUCGGGUUGAUGGAGUAUUGGCGAUGUAACCUCUCGACGAGGGAAUGGUGGAAUAACCAACGGAUGUCUAGGAUAAAUUGCGCCAGUGGAUGGCUUUUUGGAUUCUUCGACGUCACUUUGAAGCUACUUGGCCUGUCGGACAUUGUCUUUGUUGUGACACCCAAGGAUGAAGGGGACAACGAUCUUUAUGCUAACAAGUUUACCUUCAAUUCACAUGUAAUGUUUAUACCACCCACAACUUUGUUGUUCUUGAACCUUGCAAGCCUGGUUAUGGUUGCCCCUAAGUUAGCUAGGGGUGACUUCAAUAUGCUAUUGGAAGUUAUUUGUAGUGCAUGGGUGGUUGCUUGCUUUAGUCCUUUUCUCAAGGGACUUGUGAGGAAGGGAAGGUAUGGGAUUCCUUGGUCCAUAAUUUGCAAAUCUGGGACUCUGGCUCUCAUGUUUGUUUACAUUUGCAAGCUGCAUGUUCAAGGUGGAUGAAUGUAGUUUGUAUCUUCAUGUUUUCUAUGAAUCUAUAAUUUUUUUUUGGGGGCACCUUCAGAUGUUUUGCAGAUUUUCUUUACUCAAAUAAAUAGGUUAAAAAUGGAGAGGAUCAUACCUCUAGCAUAAUCAAAAAAUAGUUUUGUGUUUAGUUGUUCUUCCAAACUUGCCCUUGGUGCCUUUACAAUUACAAUACCAAGAAGUGCUAGAAAUUCAAUUG